GUCUUGCGGCAAAUAUUAAACAAGGAAAACAUAAAAUGAAGUGUGUCAUCGAAGGCAAUGGCGUUAAAGUCUUUGGAAAAGCAGUUCACGCUCUCUCAAGAAUUGGUGAUGAAAUAUGGUUGGAUCCACAGGAGAAAGGGUUGGCUUUAAGGACAGUCAACUCGUCUCAGUCGGCUUAUGCGUGUUUCUGCUUCACUCCUCUGUUCUUCCAGCAGUAUAUUCCUGAUCCAGAUAUUCAGAAUGGCUGUGAAGCGGUCAAAUGCAAGUUAAACAUGAAGUGCGUGCUUCCCCUGUUCCGUUGUGCGUCGUGGAGAGAACGCAGAGUGGACAGAUGUGAGAUUUCCAUCAACAUCCCAAACAGCAGGGUGAUAUUUCAGUUUCACUGCAGACACGGAAUAACAAAGACCUACAAUUUGGGGUAUCAGGAAUGUGAAGCUUUGCAGGCCGUGUUCCCAGCUCACCUCUGUCCAAAUGUCCUGAUGGCCCAGUCCAAACUUCUAGGUGACAUUGUGGUGCAUUUCCCGGUUUCACAAGAAGAGGUCACUCUUUCUAUGUCCUCUUUUAAAGUAACCUUCAAGACCUUUUGUGAGGAAGAAAAUAACUGUAUCAAAGGCAUGAACACAGAGCUGAUGCUGUACCCAGAUGAGUUUGACUAUUUUCAGGUUGGAGAAGAUUCAGCCGUGACCUUCUGCCUUAAAGAACUAAGGGGGCUGCUGUCCUUUGCUGAGUCUUAUAGUCUACCAGUGUCUAGUCAGUUUGGUGUAGCUGGACAGCCUAUAUCCUUCACUGUAAAAGACAUGGCGCUAGAGGCCCAUGUUGUGUUGUCCACCUUAACAGAUCCAAACCACGAGAGCCCAUCUCGACCUGCACCUGGGGAUGACUGUCCUGUCAACAUCCCCAAGACCUCCACAGCAGAAAUCUCUACAUGUGAAGGCCCUAUGGAGACAGAGGUGUGCGUCGCUGAUGGUGAACAGGUGGCUUCAAGUCAGGGCAGUGAAGUUUUUAAUCCAGCCCUUCAUAUGAGGAAGAUGAUUCAGCUUCAUGCGCCUGGAGAGAUCCCCAGUCUUGUACCUGAAUCGGCCUUGACCACACCAGUAACACCAGCCACUUUUAAGAUCCGCUCGCUGCUCUUCGGGGCUGUAUACAGCGAUGGAGGGAAUGAUAAGACUGUGGAUUUGCCCAGCCUGGCCUGUGCCAGUGACACAGAGGAGGAUGGAGGAACAGAGGAGGACUUGGGUAACAACGUAAGCUAACACCUACAGGUAACACCCACUGCAAGAAUGCAUGGACUUUACUGCAUGAUGGAUUAUAAAGACAAAACACAGUGUGUUUCCUGCUGUUAAACGUUUGGAUUGUUUUAA
Messenger RNA from Labeo rohita (rohu), 1361 nucleotides. RefSeq names its product RAD9 checkpoint clamp component B (gene rad9b). Gene Ontology annotation, cellular component: checkpoint clamp complex. The transcript has 11 exons. The record is from RefSeq and is a predicted model, not a curated record. The coding region runs from base 36 to 1253 and encodes 405 amino acids. Gene Ontology annotation, biological process: mitotic intra-S DNA damage checkpoint signaling; cellular response to ionizing radiation; DNA repair. NCBI's taxonomy places the organism in Eukaryota, Metazoa, Chordata, Actinopteri, Cypriniformes, Cyprinidae.